Durusdinium trenchii is the source of this 393-nucleotide messenger RNA. NCBI's taxonomy places the organism in Eukaryota, Dinophyceae, Suessiales, Symbiodiniaceae. The record is from the annotation of a GenBank genome assembly.
AUGUCCCGAAUCGAUUCGAUUCGGAUUACCCCGAUUCGAUCGCCCGUAUUACCGCGGGGUAUGUGCCACGUCUGCCGCGUCUCGCCCGGGGAGAAAUGGCAGGUUGAUAACAUCCACUGUGGGAGCUUUUACAUCCCUGUGUAUUUUCUCAGUGUUGGCUUGAUGCAAAGUGAUUCCCUUCAAGCGUCGAAGGAGAAUUUGAUGGCUGAGUGGUGGACGACUUACGUGACUUGCACUGGCUUUUGGGUACCAUUUAUGUGCGCGAAUUGGCGCUUCUGCCCUGCCGCGCACCGCGUGAAAGCGAUGCAGACGGCCAACUUAUUUUGGAAUGUCAUCAUUGACCACUUGGCUCAUCGUGAAGAGGUCCACGAGCAUGCUCACCACGAGGAGUGA